AUGGAUUCUGAGUCCGCUCAAACUCGGGCUCGUACCCGCCAGCCAGGAGCAAAGUGCGCCAGCAGGGCUUGCGACCAGUGCAGGCUGCGCAAGACGAGGUGCAGCCUCUCGCGGCCAUGUGCAGAGUGCAUACACACCGGACUUGAGUGUACGUUUCUUCAGCCACAGAAGAAGAGAGGGCCGCCCUCGCGACGUGUGGCGCAAAUUCGCCAGCAGCAGCAGGAAGGCCAGGUCGCAAUGUCCCCCAGCCGCAGUACUUCCGCGCUCUCCGGCAUUGCUCCGCCGCUCUCUCUUUUGCCUAACCUUGAGCCACCUCCAGUUAUGGGUUCUGGUACCUCACAUGAAACGCAGAUGCAAGUUCCCAUAGCACAUGUCCACCAGAAUCAAGACUACAAUAGUAGCCUGGUCGGUGACUCGACAACAUCUACCUGGAACGACGCUCCUGAUCUGGAGUACUGGCUCCCGGACAGCUUCAAUACCCAAGGGUCUCCGUCGUUUGGCUUCCCAGGGAGCAGUAUCUUUGUCAAGCAGACACUCCCCCCUAUCAUCGAUGAAAACGUCAACCUCCCUCUGGGCAACACUCCCUCUUUUUUGCCAAGAACUACUCUAACCCCCGACUUGCAGCCAGAGAACCUCAAUGGCGUGCCGCCGCACGGCGACCAUGUCAAUAAUACAUUCCAAAACCAAGAGUUUUGGCCUCCAUACAUCAAUGAAACGAGCCUCAUCCCUUGGUUAGACGUCUACUUUGACCGACUACACGCAACUCUCCCCGUUUUGAACAGAUCGUCUCUCUUCACGAAGCUUGUCCUCCACGAACAUCGACGCAACCCGCAAUUUGGGGCAAUGCUACUAUCACUGUGCGCCUUUUCUCUCACUCAACCCAUCGAUAUCAGCGAGCGGCCCACCUCUUCCUCACGCUCAGACCAGGCAAAGAUCCUCGUGCAAGAAGCAACGAGGAUGCGCUCCUCGUCUGCUGAUUUCGGCGAAAAUCCAACGAUAGACGCUGUUUUGACGAGUUUCUUCCUAUUCGGGUAUCUCUUUGGAAGCGGUCAGCACAACGCAGCAAGACUGCGCUUGAGAGAGGCAGUAGAUCUAGCGUCGACUCUGGGGUUGAAUAAUCCAGCGAGCUACGCUGAUUGCUCCUCGGCUGAGGUCAAGGGGCAGUGGUUACGGACAUACUUGGUUUUAACCGUGACAGAGAGGGCAUAUGCCCUCCAGCGCCAACAUCCUUUAACAUUUACCGGCCCCCGCCCGCACGAAAUUAUCCGCAGUGCAGCUGACGAAAUUAUUAGCUGUACGACGCAGCGCCUCGAUGUCUCAGGGAUAAUUGUGCAUACUGAGAAAGAGGCCGCGGGGAUGCUGGGCCUUUCGUUGCUGAUGGAGAUAUUCGAUGCCAUUGACGAGGAGAUCCUCAUCUGCUGGAACGCACGCUGUAGUGCUUCCAGAAAACAUGGAGAUGGGAAAUGCCAGAUUCUCACGGAAGCAAAAGUGUUGAGUAUAUACCGCAAUCUAUCGAGAGUCGGUAGUGGGGCAGGACGAUAUGGGAGCAACAACAAAAAGAACGAUGAUUAUUUUGAGUUAGAUGGUGGUGAGACGGGUGGCAAUGAUGGCGGGAGAAGAAGAACAACACCACCACCCACAUCUACGUCGCCAGAGCUCAACUCGGUCGAAACAUUCCGCACAUUUCUCUCUGAGACGCAAUGUGCUGACAUCCUGCUCACACGGAAAUGGGUGCAGGACCGGGUAUGGAACCUCUGUUUUACGCAUGGACUGCUACGGCUUGGUCUUGAAACCGAGCAUACUGAGCUCAGACUUACCUAUGCAAUGGAUAAUGCUGCGCGGGCGAUGGAACUGUGUCGGGUGCUGCGGAUAAGUGCCAUCGAGGCGCAUGGGGUUGGGAUUAUCGAAAAGCUAUACAACAUCGCAACCAGCGCACUUCUUCUGGCGAAUACUGGAACUGCAACUCAAACUGAUACAGGGAGCGAAGAAACGUCACUACAAAUGCUCGCAAAGAAUUACCUGAAACUCAUGCAGACACUGCGCGGUGGGAACCAUCCCUACCUUACGCGGUAUAAAGCUCAUCUUACAACUCUUAACUGGGCAUAG
Molecule: messenger RNA, 2106 nt
Organism: Aspergillus calidoustus
Lineage: Eukaryota; Fungi; Ascomycota; Eurotiomycetes; Eurotiales; Aspergillaceae
Source: the annotation of a GenBank genome assembly